Messenger RNA from Crotalus tigris (Tiger rattlesnake), 883 nucleotides. Its product is annotated as trithorax group protein osa-like. The record is from RefSeq and is a predicted model, not a curated record. The transcript has 3 exons. Lineage: Eukaryota; Metazoa; Chordata; Lepidosauria; Squamata; Viperidae. Bases 1 to 855 code for a protein of 284 amino acids.
AUGGUGGGUGGGUGGCGGUGUCAGCAGCCAGAGAGCGAGCCCCCCCAGCCUUCCUCUUCUUCUUCCUGCUCCUCUUCCUCCUCCUCCUCCGCUACCUGCCGGCCACGGGGGCCUCCUCCUCCUCCUCCUCACCCAGCUGUCGGCAUCCGAGAGCAGACCGCAACCCUUCCUUGCCCACCUUGGCGGCGACUGCGCGGAGAGGCGCCCGGCGAUCUGCGGGCCAAGCCUUGGACGCAGCUCGAGGGCGACGCCGGCGAGCGGGGCGGCCACUCGGGGCUUUCCUUUCAGCAGCCUCUCCCGACCACCAGACAAGCGACAGCAACGGCGGCGGCGACGACGGGGCGGCAGGGAGCAGGCAGAGGCCGAGGGGGCGGCGGCGGCGGCGGCCCAACCGGGCGAGCGAGUGGAGCUCCCGUACCGUUUUUUGCUCCUGGUCUGGAGCCCUUCAGCGUUCCUCCGGCCCGGGAGGACUCCCGGCUUCCAGACGCCUCUCGGCUGCUGCUGCUGUGGUGCUGCUGGACGGUGCUUUUCCCCAGCCGAAGCGAUUGGCGACCGGCGAUCCUCUCCCGGCUCAUCGGAAUGGUUCUGCCCAGCCACCACCAAGCUUACUGCUGCAGGAAACCCGGACGGCUACUCCUUCUCAGGCGAAAGGCAUCCCCUAAGAUUCGGCUGGAACGGCGAGUUCGCAGGAGAGAGAAAGAGGAUUCGCCUCCGGAAGCGACUGGGACGGGACCACGCCACGGUUUCGGGAGGUUGGCGGGCCCUCCCGUGGAAGCGUAUUCCGUCCAUCGGUUUCACUGGGCUUUCAGCACAGCUGCUAGUCGGUCGUCUUCUAGCCACGUGAUGUUUGUUUGAAAUGUAGCCAGGUGUACCCAACCUUCUU